AUGACUACCGUUGAAAAAAUCAAGGCGAUCGAAGAUGAAAUGGCCAGAACGCAAAAGAACAAGGCUACCGAAAAGCAUUUGGGAAUGCUUAAGGCCAAGUUGGCAAAGCUUAGGGCCGACUUGUUGAAAGAUGCUGCUGCUGGUAGUGGUGGUGGCGCCGGUAUUGGGUUUGAUGUUAAGAAAUCGGGUGCUGCAUCUAUCGGAUUUGUUGGUUUCCCAUCAGUUGGUAAAUCCACCUUACUAACAAAACUUACAGGUACCACUUCAGAAGCUGCAGCUUACGAGUUCACAACCUUAACUACUGUCCCAGGUGUCAUUAGAUAUAGAGGUGCAAAAAUCCAAAUGCUCGAUCUGCCAGGUAUCAUUGAGGGUGCCAAAGACGGUAGGGGUAGAGGUAGACAAGUUAUUGCGGUAGCAAGAUCUUGUGAUUUGAUUUUCAUUGUUUUGGAUGUCAAUAAACCACUUCGUCAUAAACAAAUCAUUGAACACGAACUGGAAGGUUUUGGUAUCAGAUUGAAUAAAACACCACCUGAUAUUAUCAUCAAGAAGAAAGAAAAGGGAGGUAUUAGUAUAACAUCCACAGUCGCUUUGACUAAAAUUGAUGAGGAUGAGGUCAAAGCGGUUUUGAAUGAAUAUAGGAUCAACUCUUGUGAAGUUUCAUUCCGUCAAGAUGCCACAGUCGAUGACUUGAUUGAUGUUCUCGAGGCCCACAACAGAAAGUAUAUUCCUGCUGUUUAUGUGUUAAACAAGAUUGAUUCCUUCUCUAUUGAAGAGCUCGAACUUCUAUACCGUAUUCCAAAUGCAGUUCCGAUUUCCAGUGGAAAUGAAUGGAACCUAGAUGAAUUGUUGGAAGUUAUGUGGGAUCGGUUAAAUCUUGUGAGAGUCUAUACAAAACCAAAGGGACGCUUACCUGAUUUCUCUGAUCCAGUUGUUUUAAAAGGUGACAAAUGUUCAGUCGAAGAUUUUUGUAUGAAGAUCCACAAAUCCUUAGUUGAUGAUUUCAAAUCGGCAUUGGUAUAUGGUACCAGUGUCAAGCACCAAAAUCAGUAUGUUGGUUUAUCUCAUAAACUACAAGAUGAAGAUGUUAUUACUAUUUUAAAGAAAUAG
Messenger RNA from Pichia kudriavzevii, 1107 nucleotides. RefSeq lists its product as uncharacterized. The transcript has a single exon. Gene Ontology annotation, molecular function: GTPase activity; GTP binding. Gene Ontology annotation, cellular component: cytoplasm. Lineage: Eukaryota; Fungi; Ascomycota; Pichiomycetes; Pichiales; Pichiaceae. The record is from RefSeq and is a predicted model, not a curated record. The coding region runs from base 1 to 1107 and encodes 368 amino acids. Gene Ontology annotation, biological process: cytoplasmic translation.